ACUGGCGGUGCGUUAUCUUUUUGAAACGUCCUCCUUGGAAAUGCGUGAAGUAAAACUCGACAAAUUUCAGGCUCCACAAAAGAAUAAUCCAUCUUACUUACCGUGGGCAAUGCGUGGGAUAUUAGAAGACCGGGGCAUCACCGGAAGCCAAAAACUUUUGCACGAGAUCAAAAUAUUAAGGAAGCAGUACAAAGAAUGGGAACCCACGACGAAGAUAAUGAAGGACAUCAAGCACCGCCUAGAACCAUUCCGAGACAUUAUUCUCGAGAGGGCAAAACUAUGA
Messenger RNA from Acaulospora colombiana, 283 nucleotides. The record is from the annotation of a GenBank genome assembly. Lineage: Eukaryota; Fungi; Glomeromycota; Glomeromycetes; Diversisporales; Acaulosporaceae.